AACUGCUUCACAAAACCCCAAGUUUGCUAUGAUUUUGCCUAAAAUAAAGAUUACAAACUCCUGUGACUUUCAUACUAUAUUUGCCAGUGUAUGUUUGUAUUUUUCAAAUUCUUUUUACUGUAUUAUUAUUAUUAAUAUUUUCAUUCUUCAUAAUCAAGUUUUGAAGUUUAAUCAUGUUUUAUUACAGAAAUUUGGUGACCCAAAUGAAGCUAAAUACCCAACGAACAUAGUUACUGGAAUAACAUCAUUCAUCAAAAUACAACCAGCAAAGCCAUCACGUGAGGAGAAGCGACAAACAGGACUGCAAAAGAAGAGGGAUCGAGAGGAUGAGACGAUAAAAAAGAAAGAAGAAUUAUUAAAAUUGAAAGCAGAGGGGCAGAAAAGACGCAACGAGGAAAGGAUGAAGCGGGUACAGGAAGCUCGUGAAGAAAGAGAGCGUAAGGCUAUAGAAGCAAAGAAACAACAAGACAGAGAUAGAAAGAACAGAGAGGAGCGACUAAGAGAACAGCAGCAGCAGCACAGAAAGCAGCAACUUCUUGCUAAGAGACGUGCAGAAGAGGCUAGAGUUAAGAAGAUUAAAGAACAGGAAGAAGAACGAAGGAAACAGGAAGAGGAGUCAAGGAAAUUAAAGGAAGAAGAAAAGCAAAAUGAGGAGGAAAAACUAUUAUAUCUGGCAGAGCAACGCCGUCGUCAAGAGGAAGAAAGGAAACGAAAAAUUGCUGAGGUAGAACGCAUCGCCCGUGAGAAAAAGGAGUUAGAAUACCUUAAAUUGCUUGAAGCACAGCGCAUUGCUGAGUUACAACAAGCUAAAUUGACAAGCUCAGCAGUUAAAAAGAUUGCACUAGCUGAUAACAAGGAAACUGGACUAAAUCAUACAUUCACUUUAAGUGAUAACAAGGAAAAUGGUCUUAAUACCACAUUUUCCAAAACUACUGGACCGUCUCAGUCAAGUUCUACUGGGAAAAACAAAGAUAGUUAUGACAUUACACCAAACUCCAAGAAAUAUAAGAAAAAUAUUAAUAAUUAUGAUAUAAAUGAUAUUGAGAGUGAUGACUCAACUGAUGAGGACAGUGCUCCUAAGAGGAAAAUUCCUCCCUGGGCUAUGAGUAAGUUUAAAAUUUGGAUAUUAAUUUUUUCCUAUUGUUUGGGAUUUUAUGAAUAGAAUAUGUAAUGGUUACAUACUUAUAGAUUGUUGUAUCAGACACAUUGCAGUAGUUAUAUUGUACAACCUCCCUCGGUAUUUUUGUUCCAUAGUAAGGCAGGUUGAAAGUGCAAACAAUGGC
Messenger RNA from Homarus americanus (American lobster), 1283 nucleotides. RefSeq names its product inner centromere protein A-like. The transcript is spliced from 5 exons. NCBI's taxonomy places the organism in Eukaryota, Metazoa, Arthropoda, Malacostraca, Decapoda, Nephropidae. Gene Ontology annotation, molecular function: protein serine/threonine kinase activator activity. Gene Ontology annotation, cellular component: midbody; kinetochore; chromosome passenger complex. The record is from RefSeq and is a predicted model, not a curated record. The coding region runs from base 29 to 1162 and encodes 377 amino acids. Gene Ontology annotation, biological process: positive regulation of protein serine/threonine kinase activity; metaphase chromosome alignment; meiotic spindle midzone assembly.